Molecule: messenger RNA, 797 nt
Organism: Procambarus clarkii (red swamp crayfish)
Lineage: Eukaryota; Metazoa; Arthropoda; Malacostraca; Decapoda; Cambaridae
Source: RefSeq, a predicted model, not a curated record
GCCCGCCACCAGGGCGGCGCCACCGUAGUGUAAACAUGGCCCGGCAGGAAGAUGCGCUCGAUUUUCAGUCUAAAGACUUUAAUCCCGUUAAAGCUCUGUCCGUCACUGAUGUGCAGCUCCCAGUGUCCGACGCCAAGGAGUAUGAAGACCUGGACAGCCUUAGAAAGGAUGUACAUGACCAAAGGUUUAACGUAGUGAGAGAAAUCCCCGGUGUGUUGGGCCCUGGAGGUAUCCCAAAACCAAAUGUACGUAAGAUUCCAGUAGGGAGGAACUUCACACCAGAACAAGGACUCAUAAAGGGCCGUGGUCCAAGACGGCGUCGAAAUGUCAUCACUCGCAUGGAGGAAAUGAUUGGCCCUUUGGCUGUCCUUCGAAAGUGUCAGGAAGAGAACAUUCGAGUCAAGGUGUACAUGAGGAACCACCGGGAGGUGCGGGGGCUGGUGAGCGGCUACGUGGUCGCCUUCGACAAGCACUGGAACCUGGCGCUGAGGGACGUGGACGAGGUCUUCCAGAAGCAGCUCCGGGGCAAGACUCCCGCCCUAGGUACGUCCUUCUGGCUAUUCGGGACGGGACUAGGACUUGGUGGCCAUGCCAGGAGUCCUGGAAUGUGCUUCCGGGAUUGUAGUGGGAGAUAUGAACCACUGGGAACCUGAGGGAGAGGUGGUCGUACAAGGACAACAUCGGAAAACGUCUUCAAGAUUAUGGGUGAACUUUAAUACGCGCUGUAGGUGGCCAUUGUUAGCUGGGCGCGGGCUUGGAGGUAUGUACUCGUUAAAUGUUACCAGGAAGAAAAGAUC